AUGGCUCUGCAGACGCACUUAUUUCGCGCGUUCAGCGACGCCUUCGUCAUCCCAAACCCAACAGACCGCACGCCAGUCAUCACCUUUAAAGCAUUCCCGACAUCAUCAACUUCAACAAUCACCAACCACAAUGCGCGUACAACAAAGACGUCAACGACCCGACAACGACCCGACAACGACCGACGAUCUCCGAACGAUAAAAGACGCCACAAGUAA
Molecule: messenger RNA, 216 nt
Organism: Fusarium mangiferae
Lineage: Eukaryota; Fungi; Ascomycota; Sordariomycetes; Hypocreales; Nectriaceae
Exons: 2
Coding region: 1-216 (71 amino acids)
Source: RefSeq, a predicted model, not a curated record